Molecule: messenger RNA, 1876 nt
Organism: Exophiala oligosperma
Lineage: Eukaryota; Fungi; Ascomycota; Eurotiomycetes; Chaetothyriales; Herpotrichiellaceae
Exons: 5
Coding region: 102-1430 (442 amino acids)
Source: RefSeq, a predicted model, not a curated record
CGUGCAUUCGCGUGUGAUGGCUUUUGAUGAUUUUGGUUGUAUUUUUUUUGGUUGGCAGUUUGUGGACAUGUGGCGCUGAGUUGUCGUGACUGGUAGGAGCUAUGGCAUACCAGGCCAUGCAUGGGUAUAUAUCUGCAAUAACGGCAUUUGUUUUGAUCGGAUUUACACAACUUGUGCUCUCGAAUUCAUUCGCUCCAGACUAUGUCAAGAAACAUGCUCCUAUUAUAUGGCUUCAUUCGGAAGAUUCGUUGAUGCCCAGUGAUAUACUCGGCCAUGUAUCACAUACCACUCCCUACGACGGUUUCAAGCCCGUACGAGACUCCCCGGCUAUGGAUCUCGACAACUUGUCGUCUUUGAACAGGUUGAGUAAGGACACGUUCCUGACGGCGAUUGAGAAUGUUACUUCAAUGCCGGACUGGCUGCUGGGAGAGACACCAGACGCCAAGGGGGCCUUGCACAACUCUACCGCAUGUGCUGUCGUUCUCGUCGAGAAAGACAGUUCUGUCACGGAUGCGUUCUACUUUUACUUCUACUCCUUUGACGAGGGCGCCGACAUAACACAAGUCGUGCCACCUUUGAACAAAAUUCUGCCCGACGCUAAACCAGGCGACCAUUUUGGAAACCAUGUCGGAGACUGGGAACAUAACAUGAUCCGGUUCAAGGAUGGAGUACCUUAUGGUAUGUGGUUCAGUCAACAUGGCUUUGGCGAAGUUUGUCUCUGGGAGGACGAAGCUUGUCUUUCAAUGCAAAGUGAUAGGCCAGUUGUAUACAGUGCUAGAGGCUCACACGCCAACUAUCCUUCGGCAGGGAGCCACGUACAUGACUCCGCCUUGAUCGAUGUCGCCGAUAAAGGUCGCAUCUGGGAUCCGGUAUCACCUGCCUGGUUCUACUCAUAUGAUCCUACGACCGACCUCUUCGUGGCCUUGGAGCCAGAAUCAGCUCCGACAGAUUGGUUGUAUUUCAAUGGUGGCUGGGGGGACAAACAGUAUCCCGACGACGAUCCACGGCAAAGUACUGUUCCGUACUUUGGGCUGAAGAAGUACAACAGUGGUCCGACUGGCCCAAAAUUCAAGCACCUUGCACGCAAAGGAAUCGAGCCAGACCAAAAGCCGAAAGGGAGUCUUUUGAAGAGUGCGGUCGAGUUCUACAUGUCAAUGUAUGGAUGUUGUCUUAGAGGGAUAAAUCCAUGGGUUGUUGUGAUCAGCCUGGUCCUGAUACUUGCCCUUGUCAUCGGCCUGUUAGUAUUCACUGUCAAGCGCUUGAUCCCUGUCGUCAAGAGACGCCUUGUCAAUCAAAGAGCGGAGAAGGACAGCGAGGGACUCUUUUCGCGACUGAAGGACUGGAUAUCAAGAAAGAAGCGACAACCUAAGGAUCAGUCGGAAUUCUCGUUACGGUUGCUUGACCCUGAACGACCGGAUGACGAAGUAUGAUGAUUACUACUAGAAGGAGGAUCGUCGGCUACUUCUUGGGUAUAAAAUUCUGCGAAUGUCUUACUGUCCAUCCGACCCGUCGACGCUAAGUUCUAUCACCCAAACCAAUUGACCCUACAAAGCGAUCUAUGUCAAACAUUCCUAACCAUGCUUCGUUUUUCUCCCAUCUCAAAUUAGAUUCUACCCAUCUCCAUCCACCAAACAAAAAGCAGGACCGGCCAUUUACUGUUAAACACGUGCUGCCUUUUGCGACAUCUUUGAUGGCUGGUUUCUGACGAACUCCUGGAGCCAGAUAGGAUACGCCCUCAACCUGGCCAAGUGCUGAUGGUUGGCUGGAAGGACGAUCUGACCGCUACUUCCGGAGACAAUCUGCUUGACGACGGCGCCUGAGACAUCCUCUGGCUUCAGGAUGUUGUUCCCGAACUUGGCUCCUUGCUUCUCCAAGG